GCGGGAGGAUCCGGCAACUCCCUGAAGUUGCGGCACCGCGGAGCGUGGGCGCAGAGAAGAGCGAUUUAAAUCUUGCGGGCUGUGCAAGGGGCUCGGCGGCGGCCGGACGCCAGCAGCUAUCAGAAGUGGGGCAAAUCACGUGACUUCCUACACUGCUAACCAUGGCACUGCCGUUCCGGAAGGACUUGGGGGAGUAUAAGGACUUGGAUGAAGAUGAGCUCCUAGGCAAUCUGUCAGAAUCAGAGCUGAAACAGCUCGAAACUGUCCUGGAUGAUCUUGACCCUGAGAAUGCCCUUCUGCCUGCAGGGUUUCGGCAGAAGAACCAGACCUCAAAGUCCGCCACGGGACCCUUUGAUAGAGAACGUCUCCUUUCUUAUCUAGAGAAGGAGGCACUGGAGCAUAAAGACCGGGAAGACUAUGUGCCCUACACUGGAGAGAAAAAAGGGAAAAUUUUUAUCCCCAAACAGAAACCUGUGCAGACUUUUACAGAAGACAACAUAUCCCUUGAUCCAGAAUUAGAAGAAGCUUUGACAAGUGCCUCUGAUACAGAAUUGUGUGACCUUGCAGCUAUUCUAGGAAUGCACAGUCUGAUCACAAACUCACAGUUCUGUGAUGUGGUGGCGAGCAGUAAUGGUGUCGACCAAGAACAUUUUUCAAAUGUGGUAAAAGGUGAAAAGAUUCUUCCAGUGUUUGAUGAGCCUCCAAAUCCAACCAACGUUGAAGAGAGUUUAAAGAGAAUUAAGGAAAAUGAUUCCCGUCUUGUUGAAGUUAAUUUGAAUAAUAUAAAAAAUAUCCCAAUUCCAACUCUAAAAGAUUUUGCUAAGACUUUGGAAACCAACACACAUGUGAAACACUUCAGUCUUGCAGCCACCAGGAGCAAUGACCCCGUGGCUGUCGCAUUUGCAGAUAUGCUAAAAGUGAACCGAACUUUGAAGAGUUUAAAUAUGGAGUCCAACUUCAUCACAGGCACUGGGGUUUUGGCACUGAUUGAUGCUUUGAGAGACAAUGAGACCCUGACAGAGCUCAAGAUUGACAAUCAGAGACAGCAGUUGGGCACAGCUGUAGAAUUAGAAAUGGCCAAGAUGCUCGAAGAAAAUACGAAUAUCCUUAAAUUUGGGUAUCAGUUCACGCAGCAGGGACCCCGAACCAGGGCGGCCAAUGCUAUAACGAAAAACAACGACUUGGCUGUCCAUUGAAAUACUUCUGCCUACUCGCCAUCUCUCCAGCUAAGAAGUGUCCGAGCUCUAACAGAAAAGAGGUUGUAUGGUCCACAUACAAUAGUCACUUCUACACUGAGCUGUUCCUCUGUACACUAGCUAAGUGCCUAAUCGGCUUCUCUGGAGUUGUGUUUGCUGUGCUCUGUCCUGUAGAUCCUGUCUGUAAUGCCUUUAACAUUGUUUUAGCAUGCAUUUUAACAUCUGAAAUGGCUUGCCAAAACCAGUCCACCCUGCCCUAAGACUUGCCUGGUGUUUUCCUUUUCAAUGCCUGUUUGUAUUUGUAUUUCUUUCUGGUCUCCUUGACUUUUUUCUCCCUCAACUUUUCAGUAGACACUUGAAGCUUGUUCCUCAUUACUAUAGGUUAGAUCAGACAGAGUUAGGAAAAGGUGAGUAGGUAAGUAUAGUUUGUGGAGACUGUAGCCUUUGCUUUUAUUUUUUCAACUCCACCCAGCCCGUGACUGGACAGUCCUCCUAGACACCAGCAGCCAGCAGUCAGAAUAGCAUGGGAGCAGCCAUAACUGUGGCUGGGCAGGAGCCAGCACACUCUUGACUAGCUCCUCUGACAGCCAACUCAGGCUAGAAAGAGGCAGUGCCUUGUGACCCGCUUCUGGAGGGAACGUGGGGACUCAGCAGUCAGUCAGAGUGCAAAGCAGCAAAGCAAUAGCACAGGAGAGCAGCGCCUCCUGGCGGCCAGGUUGCCUUUUCCUCACUAGGAACAUGGCUGCCCUCGGGGCCAACGUGUAGUCUCACAGCGGUGGGUGGAGAGGAGUCCUCUCUAUUAAACACUUACUGUGUUCUCUGCACUCCUCUGUGCACCACGUUGUCACGGAGAGCUGUGAGGAUUAGAUACCGUUAUUCUCCUCCCAGAGAGGAAAGUUGAGACUCCGAGAGGCUGACUGCCAAAGCACACACCCAGAACAGUGACAGAGCUGUGGUUAUGUCCCCUUCCUGACUCUUUGAAGAGUGGUCAGCCAUAGUGUUGAAUACUGACGUGGUGACUUUUGGUAAAUGCCCUUGGUGACUGAUAGUCAAAAGAGCAAGAUAGCCGAAGAGCUUACUUGCUACUGGCGAGCUCGGCAAUGGUUUCACGUCACCAGUCCAUGAAGAGACCAAGCGUCGUCAGGUCCCUGCAUCUUGUUUGCUCCGUCAUCUGGACUAGUUGGUUAGCCACUUUCUGGAGCCAACGUUUAUAGGACCCAGAUGGAAAAUUUGUAAAGAGAAGGGAGAUUUGGAAAACAGUUCAAAGUCAGUUAUUAGAAAUGAUGCAAGUAUUUUUAUAGAUUCCUUCCAUGUAAGGAAAUAUGGUGUAUCUAACCAGGGGAACAUGCAAAUACUUUCAAUAAAAAUUUUUAAACUUUAUUUUGUGUAUUGGUGUUUUGCCUGCAUGUAUGUCUUUGUACCAUGUGUGUGCCUAGUACCAGUAGAGGCCGCAAGUAGAUGUCAGAUCCUCUGGAACUAGAGUUACAGACAGUUGUGAACUGCCAUGUGGGCGCUGGGAAUCGAACCUAGGUCCUCUGGAAGAGCAUUGAACCAUUUCUCCAGCCCCCUAAUAUAACUUCUUAGCCACAGCUUGCUGGUGUCAUUGUAAACGUUAUUGUAUUAACCAAUCUUUUCUCUAAACUUAGGCAUACUUUUUUGUCUGUAAGCAAAUGGCUUGAAAAGUGAGUGCUGAACACUCACUGAACACUGCUUUAGGUUUCUAACCAGCUAUAUGGAAGCACCUAUAACAUAAGAUACAUAGCUCUUGUUUAGAAGUCUCUUGAGUUUCAUCAAGUAAUGACAGUGGCAAGUGACUGAGCCUUCUUUAUUAAUGGUCAUAUGAAUCAGAAGUACUCAGUUCACUUUUAUGAGAUGUUGACUGCAUUAUACAGAAACUUGUUACAAGCAAGUUAGCAAUUUAUAAACCAAUAGGGAUUCAUAACAGACUUUAUUUUUUCUUCCCACAGUGCGCAAGAGGCGAGUUGAAGGAGACCACCAGUAAGAGUGCCACGGGUAACCUUUGGAAGCCUACAGAUCACCAAAGGCUCCUGUUGGUGACAGUAGAUGUAAAAAUGUCCUGGGUAGAAGGGAAAAGACUGGAAAUCUUUUUUUAACCAUAUGCAUUAUUUUCCUAGCUUAAAGUAUUAUGUUUGAUUAUUUGUAAAAUCAGUAAUUAGUAUUUUAUACUUGUAGACUUUCUACUGAAAUCAUUUUAAUUUAGAUUAAUUGAAUGAUUUAUAAUUUUUAGAUAAAAAUGCAGGUGUAGAAAGUUUCAGAAGUCAUGUAUGUAAGAAUAAUUUGAACACCUUGAGGACCAAUCUUUUUUAAAUCAAAAAGGGACAUUGCUGACCGACCAACUGUUAGUGUUGCUUCUUGUACAUAAAGGAUAGGGCACAUGGCAGUUUCCUUUUUAAAAAUCCAUGAAUUUGGGGCCAGGCGGUGGUGGCGCACGCCUUUAAUCCCAGCACUCUGGAGACAGAGUCAGGCGGAUCUCUGUGAGUUCGAGGCCAGCCUGGUCUACAGAGCGAGAUCCAGGUCAGGCACCAAAACUACAGAGAAACCCUGUCUCGAAAAGCAAAACAAAACAAAACAAAAUCCAUGAAUUUGGCAAGAGUUUGCUUUUUCCUUAUUAGGGAAAUAAAAUUUCAGAAUUUUGAAAGAUGACUCAUAAUCUGAUAUAUCUACAUAAUCCAAAGCAGGCCUCCAGGAGACGACCGGUCCUCUUCUGGGAGACAGAACGUUCCUCUGCGUUGCAGGUUUCUGUACUUGUUCAAUGGACCUCAGCUGCACUGGGGUUGGUUUUUUGUUUUUGUUUUUUUUUUUUUUUUUUGCGUUUGUUUGUUAAUAGUCCUUAAUUCUGCUCCACUGCCUACCUUGUUUGAAAGUAUAGUUAUAUCUAAGGUUACUACAGUAUUUCAUCUUGCUGUGGGCAUUAAAUUUUUGUAAAAGCUAAUGGUUAAAAAAGCAUCCAAGUAGAGAGGUUAUUUUCUUCUCCACAAAAGGCUCUUGCCAAUACUCAGUUAGAGUAAAAGAAAAAAAGAAAGGUGCUGUUAGAUAAUGGAGGGAGUCCAAGCCCCCAAACUGGCAGGAUGGCAGUUAAACUGAUGAGCACUGUCAGUUAGAAACUAAAACAUGAGCUGGCUCUGAUGGCUCACUCCUAUAAUCCUGGCACCUGGGAAGCUGAGAAAGGAAUAUUUCCACAUGUUCAAAGCCCGGCUGGACUACAUAGGAAAUUCCAGGUUAGCCUGUGAAUGUGAGAACCUGUGUUAAGAAAAGAAAGAUCUGUACUGUGUGGUAAGACACUUCCUAUGUGCCGCCACAGGUGCAGUGCAGCAUUUCAUGCACAGUUAAUCCCCGCUCCACAGUGUACCAGCCACACAAAAACUGCUAUUCUUCAGAAACCCAGCCUUAGUAGGUGCUUCCUUCUGGUACUUUUAAAACUCCAUAUCGUAACGAAAGAGAAAAAAAAAGUUGUAUAGCGUAGGUUAUCUUUAUGACCCAGGCGUUAGAGUGAGGACUUGAGCAGCGUACCGCAGAGUGGGGUUGGGCGAGGCUGCACACUGAUGCCCUUCUUGAGGAUUGGGGUUUGUGUCUGUGCCCUGUCCCAGAGCAGCUCCUACAGGAGUAGCAGAGGCAGUCACAGCCACAGACAACAGAGAGGAACAGGUCCAGUGGAGCACGAACAAGUUGACUUUUGUCUAUACAUUCCAGUUCUGUUCUGUAAUGCAUUGUGUAUCUGAAGAAAAUACUUCUUUAUAAGUAACUUAAGUGUGAACUCAUCUGAUUGAAUAGGGAGGCAGAAGCAGGUGGAUCUCUGAGUUCCAGGACAGCUAUUACACAGAGAAACCCUGUCUUGAAAAAUAAACAAACAAAAAAAGAAUUAUAAUGGAGAACAGUGUUUACCUUGAUCUUUAAAAGUGUGGCACCUCUUGACUUUUUAGUAACUCGGUAUUUUCAAAUUCCUCUGAGACUUUUAUGACAUAGUAAUAAAUUAGGACUUUGCAACAGUUUUAAUUUUAACCCAGAGAUUUUCUAAACCCUCGGGUUUUAUGUCAAGUUAAAUGGUUUAUUCUUAGAUAAAAAUAACAUUCAUGUUUUUAAAUUGCUCUUUUAAAAAGCUUUAAAUUGCCCAUUUUAUAAAACUGUGUGUUCAUAUUUGUCUUGUUAUAAUUUUCAGUAUGUCCACAUGAAAUUGUAUGUGUUAAAUUCAAUGUUAGUGGCUAAUAUUAAUACCUUGAAAGUAGAUUUUGGUGCUAUACACUUAUUAUAGCUAAAACCUACUGGAGUUUAAAGAAUAAGUAAAAGACAUUUUCUAAAGGUGCCUAUCAUUUCAAAGACCAAAUAAACAUUUUGUGUUAAAAGUA
Molecule: messenger RNA, 5560 nt
Organism: Peromyscus californicus insignis
Lineage: Eukaryota; Metazoa; Chordata; Mammalia; Rodentia; Cricetidae
Gene: Tmod3
Product: tropomodulin 3
Exons: 10
Coding region: 162-1196 (344 amino acids)
Biological process (GO): muscle contraction; myofibril assembly; pointed-end actin filament capping
Cellular component (GO): myofibril; striated muscle thin filament
Molecular function (GO): tropomyosin binding
Source: RefSeq, a predicted model, not a curated record